AUAAUGAACUGAUUCCCUUGUUGGUGUUUAAUUUGUUGCAAUUCAAACACUCGUCAUGGUUUGUAUGAGUAGUUUGCAGCAAAAAACAAAAGAUCUCUUGAAGGGCAUAACCCCAAAAGAGAUAUUCUACAUCUUUACCUUCACCAUCCUCACCCUUCUCUUACCUCUCUCGUUUCUGCUACUGGCCAAAUUCUCCGAUGCACAAUACUAUCUCCAAACCCUCACCUGGUACCAUUCACCCCGCCACUUUCCCUAUGUUUUAACCCUCGCCCUUUACAUCAACCCUCUCAUUCUCUACGUUCUUGUGUCCAUCAUUAGCGUGGCUUCGUUCAUGCACGUUUUGACGGGAAAAAUCAUCACUUUGAGUGACCCUUCAUCACCGUCCAGUACUGUUGUUCAACCUCGUCUCUACACUGCUUGGGUUCUCCUUUGCACGUUCCAAGUUUGCGUUGGUUUGGGCAUUGAGGGGAGUAUUGAGGCGGGGUUAUAUGACUCCGGUGAGUCGAGUUUUGGCGUCGAGAGAAGCUUGUUGAUCAGAGUGAUUUUCCUGGUGGGGUUGCACCAGACGACGCAGGUUUGGGCCAGGAUAGUAGUGAGGCCUGUGGUGGAUGACACGGUGUUUGGUGUUGAGAGAGAAGUUAGAUUGGUGGAGAGGGUGGUGGUGGCGGCGAGCUUGGGUGGGUUGUGGUGGUGGAGGUUGAGGGAGGAUGUGGAGAGUUUGGUGAUAAUGGUGGAGGCGAAGAAAGAGCAGUUGAUGGAUGUGAGAGUGAGUGACUUUGUUGGGUGGUGGCUCUACUAUCUCACUCUCACUAUUGGGAUGGUAAAGAUCGUAAGGCUUCUUAUAAGGAUGGCUACGAUUUUUUUGUUUAGAACAAGUGCAACAAUUUCCAAGGUGGAACAUUAUGAGAUUGAUGAUAAGGUAUAAUUUUCUUUGUCAAAAACAUUGUGAGAUUGGAUUUUAUACAUUACAACAAGGUUCUCAUGUCUUGUAGCAUGAUUUGGAAAAGGGUAAAGUUAGCCAAUUAAUGCUGCAAUUUGUAAGUCUGAUAUCUGUUGAUAGACAUUGCCAUAUUUGUUAUACCUUUGGAUUCAAUUUUUCU
Vigna umbellata (rice bean) is the source of this 1100-nucleotide messenger RNA. RefSeq lists its product as uncharacterized. NCBI's taxonomy places the organism in Eukaryota, Viridiplantae, Streptophyta, Magnoliopsida, Fabales, Fabaceae. The record is from RefSeq and is a predicted model, not a curated record.